Molecule: messenger RNA, 4046 nt
Organism: Tripterygium wilfordii
Lineage: Eukaryota; Viridiplantae; Streptophyta; Magnoliopsida; Celastrales; Celastraceae
Product: DNA-directed RNA polymerase I subunit 2
Exons: 27
Coding region: 130-3675 (1181 amino acids)
Biological process (GO): DNA-templated transcription
Cellular component (GO): nucleus; RNA polymerase I complex
Molecular function (GO): DNA binding; DNA-directed RNA polymerase activity; ribonucleoside binding
Source: RefSeq, a predicted model, not a curated record
CUCCAUUAGAAAACCCUGCAAGUCGAAACCUUCCUUCAAAACUCUUCGAGGAGUCGGAAGCCGAUUUGGAAGGAAAGGAGCUUACUGCACGUACGAGCAUAAGUUAUAUACACACCAGAGACAGUUUCAAUGGAGACAAAGGAAGAACAGAUGGUGGUGGGGAGAAGAUCAGCGGAGUCGCCGGACUACGGGCCAUUGCGUGAGCUGGUGAGGCACCACAUAGAGUCAUACGAUCACAUGGUGCAGUUUGGAUUGGAUACCAUGUUCGAGUCCAUCAAGCCUGUCGAAGUAAAAGAUCCCUCCACCGAUAUUACGCUUAGAAUCUGGUUGAGUAAGCCUAUGCUAUACAGUCCUGUAAAGGAAGGUACAGUGAAGAACAUGAACACGCCUCUGCUUCCUUUCGAAUGUCGACAGGCGAAAAUUUCAUAUGCUGGAAAAUUCACUGCAGAUGUUUGCUUCCAGUAUGGUGGUGCUGGUGCUGCUGUUAUCCGGGAAAAUUUUAAUCUUGGGCAUUUUCCUGUAAUGUUAAUGUCUAUGCUUUGUCACUUGAAAAGUGCUGAUCCAAAGAUAUUGGUUUCGUGCAAGGAAGAACCGACAGAAAUGGGUGGUUACUUCAUUUUGAAUGGGCUUGAGAGAGUUUUCCGACUUGUGAUCUUGCCGAAGCGGAAUUAUCCAAUGAGUAUGGUGAGGAGUUCAUUUUCUGAACGGCGGGAAGGAUACACUGAUAAAGCAGUUGUUAUAAGGUGUGUAAGAGAGGAUAUGUCUGCAGUAACAGUUAAAUUAUACUAUCUUCGCAAUGGAAGCGCAAGACUUGGAUUUUGGAUACGGAAUAGGGAGUACAUGCUUCCUGUUGGCAUUGUUCUUAAGGCUCUUGUUGACACUAGCGACCGUGAGAUUUAUGAGAAUUUGACAUGCUUCUAUGAUGAGAAAUAUGAGAAGGUAAAGGGCGCUGUUGGGACUCCUCUUGUGGGUGAGAGAGCAAAAAUUAUCCUUGAUGAACUUCGAGACUUGUCUCUUUUCACUAGGACACAAUGUCGACAUCACAUUGGGCAGCACUUUCGAGAAGUCAUGAUUGGGCUGGAGAAGAAAAGUUUUUCUGAUGUGGCUGAUGCUGUUCUGAAGGACUACAUAUUUGUUCACCUAAAUAACAAUGAUGACAAGUUCAAUCUACUCAUCUUUAUGGUUCAGAAACUCUUUUCACUUAUAGAUCAGACAUCUGUACCAGACAAUUCGGAUUCCUUACAAAAUCAGGAAGCCUUACUUCCUGGUCAUCUGAUUACUAUUUAUCUCAAGGAGAAACUAGAAGAGUGGCUACAAAAAGCAAAAAAGCUCCUUGAGGAUGAAAUUAGUGACAAAAGCCCAAAAAAAGCUUUUGACCUCUGCAGCUUAGCACAUGUCAAAAAGGUCAUUGAUAAAAAUCCUCUGAAGCAAAUUGGUCCAGCUAUUGAGGCCAUGCUACGGUCUGGAGGAUUAGCUACACAAUCAGGCCUGGAUUUACAGCAGAGAGCGGGCUUCACAGUCCAGGCGGAGCGGCUUAAUUUUCUGCGAUUUAUUUCAUUUUUUCGAUCUGUUCAUCGAGGAACUUCUUUUGCUGGACUUCGGACAACAAGUGUUCGGAAAUUGCUUCCUGAAUCUUGGGGUUUUCUUUGUCCUGUCCACACACCUGAUGGAGAGCCAUGUGGAUUGUUGAAUCAUAUGACCUGCACUUGUCGUAUUACAUCACACAUUGAUUCGAAAAGGGGAAAUAGGGACUUUUUUAAAAUUAGAGCGUCUAUUCUUAAUGUCCUAGUUGGCAUUGGAAUGACAUCUUCAUUACCAAAACUUGUUAAAGCUGGUCCUCCUCAAAUUCUCCAUGUUCUUCUAGAUGGUCGUGUUGUUGGUGUUAUACCCUCCAGUGAAGCUGAGAAAGUUGUCUCCCAUUUAAGGAAAUUGAAAGUGUUAGCAAGUUCAGUGAUUCCUGAUGAUCUGGAAGUGGGAUAUGUUCCUCUGAGCUUGGGUGGUGCAUAUCCUGGUCUGUAUUUGUUCACAAAUCCUUCUAGAUUUGUUCGCCCAGUUAAAAAUUUGUCUAUCCCUUCCAAUGAAAGUCAGAAUAUUGAACUUAUUGGACCAUUUGAACAGGUUUUCAUGGAAAUAAGAUGUCCGGAUGGUGGAGAUGGAGGAAGAAAGAAUGCCUUCCCUGCAACUCAUGAAGAAAUUCAUCCAACUGGAAUGCUCAGUGUUGUCGCUAAUCUCACACCUUGGUCGGAGCAUAAUCAGAGCCCACGUAACAUGUACCAGUGUCAGAUGGCAAAGCAAACAAUGGCUUUCUCGUCAGUAGCUCUUCAAUUUCGUGCUGAUCAAAAGUUAUAUCAUCUUCAGACGCCUCAAAGUCCCAUUGUACGCACGAGUAGUUAUACAAAGUACAGCAUGGACGAACAUCCAUCAGGUACAAAUGCAAUUGUUGCGGUGCUUGCAUAUACAGGAUACGAUAUGGAGGAUGCAAUGAUUCUGAAUAAGUCAUCUGUUGAUCGUGGGAUGUGUCACGGUGAAAUAUAUCAGACGGAGACUAUUGAUUUAUGUGAUGGGAAAAGCAAGUCAGAUAGGAUUUUCAGAAGAAGUAACAUUGAUAAGUCAGUUCUUCCCUUGAUUGACGCUGAUGGACUUCCGUAUGUUGGUCAGAUAAUACAUCCAAACGAGCCCUAUUGUAGCAUUUAUAAUGAAACAACAAGUACAACAAAAACCAACAAUCGAAAAGGUUCUGAAUCUGUUAUAGUUGACUAUGUUGCGGUCGAUACAAAGAACAAGAAGGAUAUUCAAAAGGUUAAUAUACGAUUUCGACACCCUAGGAAUCCUGUUAUUGGCGAUAAGUUUAGCAGUAGGCAUGGGCAGAAGGGUGUGUGCUCCCAGUUGUGGCCAGAUAUUGAUAUGCCAUUUUCUGGAGUCACAGGAAUGCGUCCAGAUCUUAUUAUUAAUCCGCAUGCUUUUCCUUCAAGGAUGACUAUUGCAAUGCUUUUGGAAUCUAUUGCUGCAAAGGGAGGCAGCUUACAUGGACGGUUCAUGGAUGCAACACCAUUUGCCAGUUCAGUGAAGGAGAGAGCUAAUGAGAGGGAUACGACAUCAGAGUCUAAAUCUCUAGUCGAUGAGCUCGGUGAAUUGUUGAGGGAAAAAGGCUUUAAUUAUCACGGUUCUGAGGUAUUAUAUAGUGGGGUCUAUGGAAUUGAACUUACAUGCGAAAUUUUUAUUGGGCCUGUUUAUUACCAACGGCUACGGCACAUGGUUUCAGACAAAUAUCAGGUUCGGUCCACCGGAAGGGUUGACCAUGCCACUCGACAGCCUAUUAAAGGAAGGAAGCAUGGUGGAGGUAUCCGCUUUGGGGAAAUGGAACGAGAUGCCAUGCUUGCUCACGGGGCAGCGUAUUUGUUACAUGACAGGCUGCAUACAUGUUCUGAUUAUCAUGUUGCUGAUCUGUGUUCACUAUGUGGAAGCAUCCUCACAACAGUGUACAACCAGUCACAAAAGCGACCUGUCCGACAGAUAGGAGGGCUACCUCCUGGAAGGGCUCCCAAGAAGGUCACUUGCAACGCAUGUCAAACAAAUAAAGGAAUGGAGACUGUUGCCAUGCCUUAUGUUUUUCGAUAUUUGGCUGCCGAACUGGCAGCUAUGAACAUAAAGAUGACCCUCCAGUUAAAAGAAUAGAGUAGCCUGAUAGCUUAUAAGUGGUAUUAUAAGUGAAAGCAUACUUCUCUGAAGAAAGGUGAGUAUCGACACGGAACAGAAAUCCUCUACUAUGCUGAGAAAAGUCCGUCUUCCAAUUAGGGUUUCGACGUAAGAGGCAGGGGUGGUUCAGAAUUCCUUUUCCCCUGCAUAUGUAUCAUUUAUUUUUAAUAGUUUAUCGAUAUAUUUCUGUUUGUAUCAGAAUUGUUGUGUAAUCAUCUAAGGCCAAUCUUUUGACUGCCAAAUUUCUUCUUGUACAUUUCUAGGCCUGUGUUGCUACUAAAUUAUCUUACAUAUUCGAUUCAUUAUAAAUACUUUCUUGUGGAAAUGCCCACCGAGUCGGGUACUACAUU